GACAGUCGUUUGAGCAAAAAGAGCGACAUUCGUCGGAACUACAUGCCACAUGGCAAGCCUGCCUAUCAGAUAAGGUCCAACCUGACUGGUAUAUUCCCUGUCGAAUUAAUAAAUGUCUCACUUCCUCGCUGUCUCCUUCGAGGCUUAAGGUUUCACUCCGCGUUCGCGUCAUGUCUACAUUGUAAUCGUGUACGAGUCGGAGAACUUUGCAGAAUUUCAACCAUGAAGAUGAACGUCUUUCUACGGACUGCCUUGACCUGCUUCUUACUGGCUUCAGCUUGUGGAGCCAAGGAUCCGAUACCCAAAACUUGGCCUCUGCAGUUUCAUGCUCAGUCAUAUCAGAACAACACCGCGGGCGAACAAUCGAUUAUAGAUUUGUGGUAUGAUCAUGUGAAUGGACGAAAUUUAAAUAUCAUCCAACACCAACUUGGUAAUAAAAUCUGGGACGUGGAGUGGAAUAACGGAACAUCUUACUACUUUGAUUUGGAGCAUGAGACCUGUAAUCGAAUUAACUUCCCAGUUGGAAUUCUGAGGCCUAACUUUCUUGAAGACGCCCACUACGUCGGCGUACGAGAACUCGAUGGCUUCACUUGCAACGUCUGGGAGAAGGAGGACUUCAUAACUUACUACGAGGACGUCAAAACUCAAAGACCUGUAGCUUGGCUUUUCUUCACUGGUAUGUUCAUGCACAUCAUGACAUUUGAGGAAGGAGCUGUUUUGAGCGAUCCUCAGUGGCAGGCUCCAAGUUCCUGUUUUGAAAAUCAGAGUGAGCUCAAGGAACCUCGCCGUUCUCCACUCUUGCUGCCGAGCGAGAAGCUUAGUUCUGUUGACGAGCCUUCGAGUAGAUGGCUGAGAAGUUUGAGUAGGUCAAGAGUGUGAGAAUCGUCCUCGUUACGGUUUUGACAAUAUCGGGAAAUGGGAUAUGCGCUGAUGGUCCUUGUGUAACAAGUCCUUCUGUCAAGUAGUAAAGCUUGAUCAUGUGAGUUUUCGCUGUGAGGAUGUUAUUUGAUGCUGUUUAGCUUAAGAUCAACAGCGUUUAGCAUGGUGGGAUGGAUAACCACAGUGAAGCUGCUCAUCUUUUUUGGCAUUGAAUGGAGUGAUAGUGAAUGAGUGUAGUUACUCACUUUCGAUUCGUGUUUGGAACAUUCGUGCUUUUUACCCAUAAUUUUCUUUCUCACCAUAGAGGCUGCGGACGUUGAGAAAUUUGUAUAUGAAGCAGUCAGUUAUAACUGAAGUAUAGUUAGAUAGUUAUUCUGUUGUAUCCACUGUUCGUUUAUGAAAUAAAUUUUUGAAG
Marchantia polymorpha subsp. ruderalis is the source of this 1294-nucleotide messenger RNA. NCBI's taxonomy places the organism in Eukaryota, Viridiplantae, Streptophyta, Marchantiopsida, Marchantiales, Marchantiaceae. The record is from the annotation of a GenBank genome assembly.